Hansenula ciferrii is the source of this 684-nucleotide messenger RNA. It is a transcript of the gene TML25, whose product is annotated as palmitoyl-(protein) hydrolase. Gene Ontology annotation, biological process: protein depalmitoylation. The transcript has a single exon. Gene Ontology annotation, cellular component: cytoplasm. The record is from RefSeq and is a predicted model, not a curated record. Gene Ontology annotation, molecular function: palmitoyl-(protein) hydrolase activity; carboxylic ester hydrolase activity. Lineage: Eukaryota; Fungi; Ascomycota; Saccharomycetes; Phaffomycetales; Wickerhamomycetaceae. Bases 1 to 684 code for a protein of 227 amino acids.
AUGGUUUUAAGCGCGGUUAGAGUAUCAUCAAGAACAAAAGUUCCAACAGCUUCAGUAAUUAUCGUUCACGGUUUAGGUGAUUCAGGUGAUGGUUGGAAAUUCUUAGCUGAUUUAGCUAGAGGUUCCAAUGAAUUCGAUCACAUCAAUUUUGUUUUUCCAAAUGCACCAACUAUUCCAAUCACAGCCAAUCAAGGUUAUGAAAUGCCAGGUUGGUUUGAUCUUUACCAAUUUGGUACUUCUGGUGGUAGAAAAGAUGUUGAUGGUUACCUCAAAUCAUUAAAAGUCUUAAAUAGUUAUGUUAAAGAACAAAUUGAUCUAGGAGUUAAACCUGAAAGAAUAAUCAUUGGUGGGUUUAGUCAAGGUGCUGCUCUUGCAUUAGGUGCUUUGGCUACGUUUGAUUUCAAAGUUGCAGGUUUCCUAAUCUUUUCAGGUUUCAUGCCAGUUGGUGAUAAAGUUAAAGAAUUAUUCAACCCAGCAAAUAUAGAGACACCAGUUUUCCAAGGACAUGGUGAUAUUGAUCCAAUCAUUAACAAGAGUUAUGCUGAUGAAACACAUCAAUUUUUCAAAGAUCUUGGGUACAAGAACUACAAUUACAAUAUUUAUCCAAAUUUACCACACUCUGUUGCCAACGAAGAACUAUCACACGCAUUCGACUUCCUCAAAAAGACCAUCCCAAGAGAAUGA